This is a messenger RNA of Triplophysa rosa, 2424 nucleotides long. RefSeq lists its product as uncharacterized. The record is from RefSeq and is a predicted model, not a curated record. The transcript is spliced from 8 exons. Lineage: Eukaryota; Metazoa; Chordata; Actinopteri; Cypriniformes; Nemacheilidae. Bases 823 to 2424 code for a protein of 533 amino acids.
GGAAUGUCCCCAAAGCCUUUUAUUGGUUGGCUGGAAGAUUGUUUGUGUAUUCUUCAAUACGGAAUUCAUAUCUUCAAAUUUCCUUUGUUUGUAUGAUUUUACAUGAAUGACAAUCUGUUCUGUCAUCUCCCUCCUUUAGUUUACAAAGAAACGAUUUGGAGGAUCCAUUAGUUCAGCAGCCAAACCCAACCUAAAUAUACCAAGGCGGAUCCAGCCUGGUAGUCAUAGUCCGACUCCUUCAGCCAGUCAGUCACCUGCAGCCAGACCACCUCCUUCAGCCAUUCCUUCUCCUUCAGCCAGACCACCUCCUUCAGCCAGACCACAUCCUUCGGCCAGACCACCUCCUUCAGCCAGACCACCUCCUUCAGCCAGUCCGUCACCUGCAUCCACAAAUACUACUUCAGCCGGUCCUUCUCCUACAGCCAGACCUGCUCCUACAUCCUCAGAGCGUGUUGCCUCUUCUAUGCCUGGCCCUGCUUCUGCACCCACCACUGCUCCCGCAGCCGAGCCAGAUCAAUUUUGGCUGCCUCCUGAAAUGAGGAAGACGAUCCCAUCACAGGAUCAGAGGUGGAUUGCGUCUGCGCUUUUUCACGCUGGCAGACUUCGGACAGACUUGAAGCUCUGGUAUGAGCCACCAGUCCCUUCUCUCAUCUACCACCAGGCUCCAUCUCCAGACCGCUUUUUUAACCACAGGCUUCUGGUAUGGAUGCCCUACCACUUGUGGAGGUUACACUGCCCUGUCCUACAUGUGGGAAGUAGUUGACUGGCAAUGGCAUCCACAAGAGAGCAGGGAAGGUCCUGGACAUCGACAGGUACUACCUUAUGGUAACAGAGACUCUCAGGUGUACUGUUUGUCGCCUGAAUUACCUGUCUACCAGUCAGACUGUCCUGGACCAGCUCGACUUGCCCCAUAGAAGACUGUUUCGUCUGAUCUUGACACAGAAGUAUGCGUGUGACGUUCGUGUCAUACGCAUGCUGAGGGAGCGGACGCUGGGCAACAGCCCCACCAGACUGGUGAAACAGCUGAGGGAGAACCAUGGGGAGGAGUGGCUUGACCGCUUGGCGCACUAUAUGGAGGAGUGUGCUGGUUUUGUCAACCGCCCCAGCCUCUUACCUGUCGUGUGCCAGAAGCCUCCGGAGCCCAUCGACGUCCCUACUAGCAAGUGGCUGCUUUCAGUUUACGGGAGGGACAUUGUCAGCUGUAUGGAUCAUGUCAAGGCUUGCAUUACUUCCACGUUUGGGACCAUUUUAAAAAUGGACUCUACAAAACAGAUCACAAGAAAGUUGGCAGGCACAGCCAGGGGAACAGCACAGUGGCUGACUUCUGUUGGUAAUGAGACAGGCCAAAUUCUUAUCAGUGUCCUGACCGCUCAGGAAGGUGCGGCACUAGACACCAUGGUCUCCGGCUUGAUUAACAGGUACAGCCAGGCUGCCGUGGCUCCACCAGUGCUGCUGUACGUGGACUCUGGCUGCUGUGUAGAGAAGGGGCAGAGCAAGCUACAGGCCAGAUUUGGAGGAUGGCCUGACCUCAAUAUCAGGCUGGACAUCUGGCACUUCAUGCGUCGGCUGGCAGUGGGCUGCACCACUGAUGCUCAUCCUCUCUACCCAAUCUUCAUGUCACGUCUCUCAGCAUGUAUUUUGGAGUGGGACCCACAUGAUGUUGCUUUGUUGCGGCGGGCAAAGAGAGAGCACCUGCAGCAGGAAGGUUUGUCUGUCAUCACCAAUGACCUCGUGAACCGGCGGAUUACCAAGAAAGAGCUGGCGCUCUAUUGCCGUCGUAGGACACGUGGGGUGGAGUCCACAACCCGCCACAUUGACAGGCUUCUGCAGGAACUCAAGGGGGAGAAGGGGAGAGAUCUGAUGGGGGUUCCUCUGCUGGACACAGUGAGGAUGGAGCACAUCUGGCGUGUUCAGAUGAGGCAUUUUAAGUGCAUACAGGAUUCGCCUGGUGUGUCUCUCUUCACAGAGACGGGCACCACCACCACCAAGGGAGGGAUAGUUCUCACCAAGUACAGGUGUGCUAGGGGCUCGACCUCCCUUGAGUCUUUCCACUGCCAUCUGAACAGGAUCAUUCCAGGAACCAGUGCUAACACACUGAAUUUUCAGUUGUAUCUCCUGGAAGGCCUGAACAGAUGGAACCAAGACCGGAGAGCAGCGUCAAUCACAGAGAAACCCUCCCCUUUUCUCACCUACUCAGGGCAGGUGGUGCAAAGCAUUAACACUAACAGCCUAAACGUUUUUGGAGAGAAGCUUGUGCCCACCUUCCAACCUCCUACAGAGUACACUGGUACAACAAGUCUCUCCUACCAUAACACAAACGCCUCCCUGCGCUGCAAUGAGUUGAUCCAAAACCAUCCGAUUCUGGAGAGCAUGAUUCCAUUCCCAGUGCUGGAAGAAAAGCAGCCACAAGCUUCUCAGCAAUAG